Messenger RNA from Naumovozyma dairenensis CBS 421, 1314 nucleotides. Its product is annotated as TLC domain-containing protein. Gene Ontology annotation, cellular component: membrane. The transcript has a single exon. NCBI's taxonomy places the organism in Eukaryota, Fungi, Ascomycota, Saccharomycetes, Saccharomycetales, Saccharomycetaceae. Gene Ontology annotation, biological process: ceramide biosynthetic process. The coding region runs from base 1 to 1314 and encodes 437 amino acids. Gene Ontology annotation, molecular function: sphingosine N-acyltransferase activity. The record is from RefSeq and is a predicted model, not a curated record.
AUGUCUGCUAAUAACAAAAAUGAAAUUGAAAAAACAACUACAGUCGUUGACUCCCUGAUAGGUUCCACUGGAGUAGGUCAAUUGACUGUACCGAAUAAAACCCCUAAAGGAAGAGUUCGGAGUUCUUCCUCUGUUGGUAAAAUAAAUUUAGGUGAUACAGUACCUGGCUUCACCAACACAUCUGAUGAUACGAAUAAGGUUAGUCCCACUAAACUCAAUCUAUCCGAGAAAUCCACGGCCGAACAAGGUUCGAAUGUCGGAAAGGGUUCCUUAUGGAAAGCGUAUAAGAAUUUGAAUUCUCGACAUUUUUGGAUUUCUCCAUUGAUGAUCAUUUUGACCACAUACUUGGCCUAUUUCCUUUCUAAUGACCAUUCGGAAAAAAACCCGUUACAUAUGUUUGUUACCGUAUCUUAUCAAGUCGAUGAUACAGAUCAAUAUGGUAAAGGCAUUAAAGAUUUGACAUUUAUUUUCUUCUAUAUGAUCUUCUUCACAUUUCUUAGGGAAUUCCUAAUGGAUGUGCUUAUCCGGCCAUGUAUCUUGAAAUUAAACAUUAAAUCAAAGCAUAAGACGAAUAGAAUUAUGGAACAGGCCUUUUGUAUCAUUUAUUAUGGUGUGUCUGGUCCGUUCGGAUUAUAUAUCAUGUACCAUACAGAUUUAUGGUUAUUUGAAACUAAGACUAUGUAUAGAACUUAUCCAGAUUUAACGAAUUCAUUCGUUUAUAAGAUCUUCUAUUUGGGACAAGCUGCGUUCUGGGCUCAACAAGCUUGUGUUUUAAUUUUACAACUGGAGAAACCAAGAAAGGAUUUUCAAGAAUUAGUUUUCCAUCAUAUUGUUACACUUCUACUAAUUUGGGCAUCGUACGUUUUCCAUUUCACUAAAAUGGGGUUGGCUGUUUACAUUACCAUGGACAUUUCAGAUUUCUUCUUAGCUUUAACAAAGACAUUAAAUUAUUUCAAUUCAAGAUUCACACCACCAGUUUUCGUGUCGUUCAUGUUCAUAUGGAUAUAUUUACGUCAUUACAUCAAUAUAAAGAUUCUUUGGUCCGUGUUAACAGAAUUUAGAACGGAAGGUAAUUAUGUUUUAAAUUUUGCAACACAACAAUAUAAAUGUUGGAUUUCAUUGAUAAUCACAUUCAUUUUGAUAUUCGCUUUACAGUUAGUUAAUCUCUAUUGGUUAUUUUUGAUCUUCAGAAUUUUAUAUCGUAUGGCAUUUCAAGGUAUUCAAAAAGAUGAAAGAAGCGAAAGUGAUACCGAUUCAGAACAGGUUCAAGAACAAAAACAACAAGCAUUAGAAGAUAUUGAGAGAAAAUCUUGA